Messenger RNA from Salvelinus sp. IW2-2015, 661 nucleotides. RefSeq names its product tumor necrosis factor receptor superfamily member 14-like. Gene Ontology annotation, cellular component: external side of plasma membrane. The record is from RefSeq and is a predicted model, not a curated record. Gene Ontology annotation, molecular function: protein binding. Gene Ontology annotation, biological process: positive regulation of cytokine production involved in immune response; negative regulation of alpha-beta T cell proliferation; defense response to Gram-positive bacterium. Lineage: Eukaryota; Metazoa; Chordata; Actinopteri; Salmoniformes; Salmonidae.
UGCCAAAACCAGUUGAGAGCGGCGCGCUUUUGCUGCCUGCAGAUUAUAUUCCACUGAAACUACAACACUUAUURAUUUAAUGUAACACUUAUUUCUUUAAUUAUCUGUAAAGUUUAACCUAUCGUCAAUGUAGAGAGCGUAGACAUUUUUUUCUUCGGCAAGUGAAAAUGGUAUACCUUCCGUCUGAACAGUAUUUCCUCCUUGGUUUUCAUUUUGUGCUUGUAUUUGGAAAGGAUUGUGGUCCUGCAGAAUAUAAAACUAAUGAUGGUCAGUGCUGCCCAAUGUGUAAUAAAGGCUUGGUGGUCCGCAGAGAUUGUACAUUGGAUUCCAGCACAUCUUGCAURCCCUGUAUCAGAGGGACCUUCAUGAACGAGGYCAAUGGUCUAACCAAGUGCUUUCCCUGCAGUCCCUGUGACCCAGGACAGGGCCUGUUCACUCAGACAGAGUGCAAACCAACAAGUAACACAGUCUGCGACGUUCUAGAUGGAUUCUACUGUAGAAGCUACUCAUCCAACUCUAAGUGUAGCUUUGCAGUAGAACAUACACACUGUUCACCGGGACAGAGUACUAAAUCACCUGGUAAGUAUGAAGUAGAGGCUAAAUAUUGUACAGGACAUAAUAAUUCUGAUGAAUUUAACAUGGGCUCUAGAUAGCUUAGUAG